AUGCAGACCCUGCGGCGGGAGGCUGCCCGGCCCUACGUCCCCCGGGGGACCCUUGAAGCAGAUUUCCCAGCACCUCUGUACAGCGAUGACUACCUGUCUGUGGAGGGGCCCCGCUGGACACCGGCCGUCAGGCAGGCAGUGCGCUGGAAGUACGCCCCCAUGGGGCACGAUGCAGCCAGUCAGCUGUGGUACACCGGCCUGACCAACUCCGAGUCCCGGGAAGCCCAGUGCACGCUCCCGCGGGCCCUGGACAGCCCGUACCGCCAGGCCUACGCGCAAUGGCAUGGAUGUCACGGCCACCGGGAGCAAAGCAUGCCCUUGGCCUACACCCAGCGCCUCCGGGAGACCGCCUGGUUCGACCCUGCCCUCCCUGCCCAGUACAGGGCCCCCAGGACGCAGUGGACAGACAGACCCAUCCGGGGCAAGGAAUACGUGGUCAACAGGCCCCGGCACCGGGCGGAGUCACCGCGGCAGGGCUCCGACUACGUGCCGUUCCUGUCGGUUCCCCAGCGCCCCCGCUACACGGCGCAGAACUAUAGGCAAUGGGACCUGGAGCCUUACUGUCCCUCCACCAACCAGCGGCCCCCAUCCAUCUACACGCCCAUCCACUGA
Messenger RNA from Odobenus rosmarus divergens (Pacific walrus), 612 nucleotides. It is a transcript of the gene TEKTIP1, whose product is annotated as chromosome unknown open reading frame, human C19orf71. The record is from RefSeq and is a predicted model, not a curated record. Lineage: Eukaryota; Metazoa; Chordata; Mammalia; Carnivora; Odobenidae. The transcript is spliced from 4 exons. The coding region runs from base 1 to 612 and encodes 203 amino acids.